AUGGAUGGGGAGCAAUAUGAAUUUCCCUUCCUGCAAGAAGUGUAUACACCGCAAGAAGAAUCUAAAGUCGACUUCGUCUUCGUUCACGGAUUAAAUCCUCGCGGUCGGAAUGAUCAUCCCUUCGAGACAUGGACACAUGCGAACCGCACAUUCUGGCCGAGGGAUUUUCUGGCGGACGAUAUGCCCUUUGCCAGGGUCUUUGUUUACGGAUAUAAUUCAAACAUCACAAACCCGCAGACAAUGUCCACAGCGAGCAUAAAAGAUCAUGCGAAUACUCUCUUGAACUUAUUAGACAUGGAGAGAGGACCAUCCAUGCAAUCUAUGCCACCAAAGAUUAUUUUCAUCGGACACAGUCUUGGUGGCUUGGUUAUAAAGCAGGCUCUACUGAAUGCGAAAGAAGACCCCAAGUAUGGUUCAAUUCGUACGGCCACCUCAGGACUUGUUUUCUUCGGUACUCCACACCGAGGCGCAAAAGCAGUUGAACUUGGGAAAAUUGCAGCCCGAGUUGCUCGUUUUGUUUCAAAAGGACACGCUAGCAACGACCUACUCGAUUGUUUGGAGCACAACUCUCUAUUCACUCGACAGAUGUCCGACAGAUUUCGACACCAGCUGGAAGACUACCGGGUCGUCAGCUUUAUUGAAGGAAAGGAAGUUCAAAUCGGGGGCGUCGGCCCAGCAUCUAUUAGCCAUUUGGUUGUAGACGAAGAGUCGGCUGUUCUUGGCUUAUCGGGGCUGCGUGAAACCCAACUGAAGCUUGAUGCAGACCAUUCUCAAAUGUGUAAAGUUGGAUCCAGAGGGCCUAUGUAUCGAUUGAUCAAGGGGAACAUAAAGCAACUUGUUGACCAGGCUCUCUUAGCCGAUCAGGGUUUCAUUCCACAACGCUCACCACAUCCGACAACAGGGCGCCUUCCACCACCUAUACCACCUCGCAUGCAUUCCAACAGUAGCACGCCCUACACGCCUCCAGGAGGCUCUAUUAUUGAGCCGGUACAACGAGUCAAAGGGACAAUAUUCGUCGCUCAGGACAAAGACCCGCGGUCUAUUCGAUCGGCAGAGCUGAAAAACCGCUCCAACUGGGACGAAGCCCGAGAAGUAGACUACGAAUUGUUCCAAGAGCAUCUGAGGACUCUCGGAACUGAUCACGUCAGUACCUUAGCUAUGGGAUACAACCUUGCUGAGGUGGAGCUUGAAGGCAAUUACUUAGCAAAGGCGACAGAAUGGAGCCAGUGGGUUUCAGACAAUGCUCAGCGUGUGUUUGGGCCCCGACAUCCAUUGUCCAUGAAGAUUGAAAGUCUCAUGGGAGAGCUUAUGUGUGCAAAGGGGAAGUACCAAGAAGGAGAGUCUAUAUGCGCCAAUGUGCUAGCACGGCAACAGAUGACAAUCGGCGAAGAUCAUCUUGACACAAUAGAAACGCGUCACCGAUUAGGUAUAGCCUAUAACGGUCUCAACCGACGAGAGAAUGCACUUACGACAGCAGAAAAGAUUGCCGAAACCUAUAAGCGUCUUCUGGGAGAGAAUCACAUUCGCGUGUUCUGCGCCGUCUUAGACACUCUGGAGUGGGUUCUUUUCAAUCACGAGAACACCACGUAUAUCGUGAGCCUGAGGUAUCUCCCACCGGACAUACAGCAAGCAGUGGAUACGCUACCACAUAUUUAUGAGGAGCUUAAAUCUGCACUAGGACAAACGCAUCCUCUGACCAUUCGUGCGUUAUCCCUAGUCGGCAGGGGUCAAACCCGAGCCCAAGAAACGACUGAAGCCUCCGAGACGCUCCGUCGCGCUCUUGCGAUCAGCGAGGAGUUCCUUGGUCCCGAUCAUCCACAAACAAUGGAUAUUGUCAGUAACAUUGGUCUCAUGUAUGCAUUGCAAGGCCCUCAGCAUCUUGUGACUGCCAGAUCACGGUCCGAAGCGUUUCCGUGGCUUAUCCGUUGUCUAAACUGGUGCGAGCGACGCCGAGGUAUCGAAAACCCAGAGAGCCAGAUUCUUCUAGAGAUGCUUGGAAAUCUGCAUAUGGCUUCUCAGGAAUACGCACCUGCUCAAAAGUACUUCGAGCGCGCAAUGAGUGCAUAUGGUGGAGCUGACAACGCUGCUACAAAGCGCAUCAACACUAAUCUGCGACUUUGUCAAGCCAAUACUAUGCUUACAGGUCGAGGAGCAGGUAGCGGUAUCAGUAACUUUUUGUCUGCUUUUCAGAAGUUCUAG
Penicillium angulare is the source of this 2199-nucleotide messenger RNA. Its product is annotated as LipA and NB-ARC domain protein. Bases 1 to 2199 code for a protein of 732 amino acids. NCBI's taxonomy places the organism in Eukaryota, Fungi, Ascomycota, Eurotiomycetes, Eurotiales, Aspergillaceae. Gene Ontology annotation, molecular function: protein binding. The transcript is spliced from 6 exons. The record is from RefSeq and is a predicted model, not a curated record.